This is a messenger RNA of Ramularia collo-cygni, 735 nucleotides long. Its product is annotated as probable ATP synthase subunit 4, mitochondrial precursor. Bases 1 to 735 code for a protein of 244 amino acids. NCBI's taxonomy places the organism in Eukaryota, Fungi, Ascomycota, Dothideomycetes, Mycosphaerellales, Mycosphaerellaceae. The record is from RefSeq and is a predicted model, not a curated record. Gene Ontology annotation, biological process: proton motive force-driven ATP synthesis. Gene Ontology annotation, molecular function: proton transmembrane transporter activity. The transcript is spliced from 4 exons.
AUGGCGUCAAGAAUCGCAAGGAAUGCUCUUUCGGGAGCCACUCGCGGAGCUGCUCUGCGACCAACCCUCCCGCGCACCGCCCUACCCGCCCUCACCACCUUUGCGACUACCUCACCGCGCCGCGAGAGCAGCGUGCCGCAAAAGGACCCCAAGUCCGCCGCCAACUCCAUCCUCGAGGCCCUCCCCGGCAACAGCCUUGCUGCCAAGACUGCCAUCCUUUCCGCCGGCGCUGGACUGUCGGUAGCGGCCAUUAGCAAUGAGCUCUACGUCGUCAACGAGGAGUCUAUUGUCAUGGUUUCGCUUCUCACAAUCUACUGGGCCGUUUACACCUACGCCGGCCCCAUGUACGCGGAGUGGGCGCAGGGACAGCAGGACAAGAUCAAGGGCAUUCUCAAUGCUGCACGGGACGACCACACCAAUGCCGUCAAGGCACGCAUUGACAGCGUGAAGGACCUUAGCGGAGUGAUUGAUGUCACCAAGGACCUCUUUGCGGAGACCGCCCAGCUCGAAGCUCAGGCAUUUGAGCUCCAGCAGAAGACCAACAUUGCCGCCGAGGCCAAGUCGGUUCUCGACUCCUGGGUUCGCUAUGAGGGUCAGGUCAAGGCGAGACAACAGAAGGAAUUGGCCGACUCCGUCAUUGCCAAGAUCGAGAAGGAGCUUGAGAACCCCAAGGUUCUCGACCAAAUCCUCAAGCAGAGCGUCGCGGACGUUGAGCGUAUCGUUGCGCAAAAGUAG